Molecule: messenger RNA, 1533 nt
Organism: Cryptotermes secundus
Lineage: Eukaryota; Metazoa; Arthropoda; Insecta; Blattodea; Kalotermitidae
Gene: beta4GalT7
Product: beta-1,4-galactosyltransferase 7
Exons: 7
Coding region: 1-1062 (353 amino acids)
Biological process (GO): carbohydrate metabolic process; proteoglycan biosynthetic process
Molecular function (GO): xylosylprotein 4-beta-galactosyltransferase activity
Source: RefSeq, a predicted model, not a curated record
AUGUAUGUAUCGUGCAAAGAGUUCCUGGCUGAGGAAGUGCUGAUGAGGGGGGUUAGUUCACUAGGACAAAGAGUCAACGACCGCCAGAAUUUUUGGUUAUGUUUUGCUGCUGUGAGGCACUGUUCCACGCGGCCAGGAUGUUUCUUAGCAAUAUCGCCAAUUACAAUAGAUGACUGUCAGUGCUCUAGAAAAGAUCCUGGGGAAAACAUUGAGCGUCACUUCAAAGGCCGCAUUUAUAAUGCAAAUUCAGGAAUACCCUCUGACCACAAAUUGGCAGUUCUUGUACCUUUCCGAGAUAGGUUUGAGGAACUUCUUGCAUUUGCACCAUAUCUCCAUGAUUUUUUAAAUAAACAGGAAAUCAGCCAUCACAUAUACAUUUUGAAUCAGGUAGACCACUAUCGGUUUAAUCGGGCUUCUUUGAUCAACGUGGGUUUCCGCAUAGCACGUGAUGAGUGUGACUACAUUGCAAUGCAUGAUGUUGAUCUGCUGCCCCUGAAUUCACAGCUACGAUACAGUUAUCCCGAGACUGGGCCAUUUCAUAUUGCUUCACCUGACUUGCACCCUCGCUAUCACUACCCCACAUUUGUUGGUGGAAUUCUGCUCAUUAAAAGAGAACACUUUGAACUUGUCAAUGGUAUGAGUAAUAAAUACUGGGGAUGGGGCUUGGAAGAUGAUGAGUUCUAUGUCCGACUGAAGGAGGCAGGGCUGAACGUGUCACGGCCAGUUAACAUUACAACGGGCACUGAAAACACUUUCAAGCAUACACAUGAUCGCACACAUAGAAAACGUGACAUGACAAAGUGUUUCAAACAGCGUGAUGUGACACGGCGUCGUGACCGGCAGACUGGUUUAGCAGAUGUAGUGUACAAGUUGACAGGUAUUCAUGAACUUAAAAUAGAUGGAGCUCCCAUCACUGUUAUCAACAUAGUGCUGAGUUGUGAUAAAAGACUCACCCCAUGGUGUAACUGUAGUGACACUGGAGGAAAGAAACCCAGCAGUGAAACAAAUGCAGCCGAGUCUAACAUUGGUAAUAAGAAUAAUAAGAACAUUUUAAAUCAAUGAACGAAAUCUCUUAACCAUUUCAUUUUUGUAAAGUGGCAGAAUUGACAGAUUGUCAGUAUUCUUUUGUUCAGCAUUGCUGUGUAUAAAGGGGUAGUACAGAAAGGCAGUAAUGUGAAAAGCAGCCAUAUUUAUAUAAUGAUGUGCAUAGUAUUUGCUGAUAGUAUUAUUCCCAGAAUAUGCCUCCAGAUUAAGAUAAUGUGGUGUGAACAGUGCACAUUGGCUGAGUUAUAGGUACUUGUGGUCAUGCAGUCCAGAGAUUGAGUAUUUGCUUGGGUUGACAUAAGAAAUAGCAUCACUAAACAGGUUGGCCUAGAGUUAACACUUGGAGCCUUAUAUCCAGAAGAUGCUUUGUUUAGAUAUUGGCUUGGACACCACCUAUCCUGAGGGCUUUUGUGGUUUUAUCCAGUCCCUCCAGGCAGAUGAUGGGAUAAUACCUCAAUUAGGCCAUGACCACUUGCAAAUCCUUUCCAG